AUGUCUCGUCUUGCAUACCUUCUCUUCUACUCCAAUCUCUUGCUCGCCUGCAGCGCCCGUCCAGAGAGGCAUGGCCAUCAAGAGUUCUCCAAAUACUCGGAACAACUCUCAAACCGCAAAGAACUCCUCAGAUCUCUUGGGAAGGUUGAAUCGGUGGUCGAGUUCAAGUACGGCGCUUUCGACUCGAACAACAUCCAUGCGAGAGCACCCCAGACAUCGGACGAUGACUCGCAAACGUCUUCCAGUUCCUUAGGCGUGGUCGUCGUUGGCACUGGCGUCACAACGAUCUAUGAGCCUCUCUCGACUUCUGGCUCCGGGAGCGGUAAUGCCACUAAGAUUGUGGUCGUAGGCGGAACCACUCUUACUGGAACCACUCUUACUUCUGACCCUGGCUCAGAGACCGUCAGCACUGCUACUGCCGACACCACUUUGACCGCUGGCAAUGCCACACUUACCUCUGGCGAUGAUUCGCAGACCACAACCUCCACCACAGGCCGUACAACUGGCGGCAUCACCGCUACAACCCGCAGCAACCAAGAGACCGCCGGCACUGCAGCCCCAAGCCCGUCUGUGACCACAAUCAGCAUCAGCGGCGGCAGCGAAACCACCCUGACCAUCACGCCACCGCCUAUCACAGGAACAUCGACACUCGCACCUUCCGACGUGCAGUCCAGCGUGUCCAGUGCUUCCAGCGUGGUCGCAGCUUUCAUCGGCGGCACAGGUGCAGUCGGUGGGGUGAUUGCUGCUCUCGGAAUAGCGCUGGGAGAAGGGCUCGGAGCCGCCGGUGCAGGCCUCAUUGGGCCGCUCAGCGCUGCCCUCACUGAUGCCGGUGCGGGUGCGUUGGGGGCGCUGGGAACCGAUGUUGCCGCUGCUGGAGGCGCCGCAGCUGCUUUGACCUCCGGGGGCGGUGGUGACGGGGAUGGCGAUGGCGAUGGCGAUGGAGAUGACGGUGACGACGACGACGACGACGACGACGAAGAGACGUCCACCAAGCAGACCACAACCCAAAAGUCUACCGAGACUUCCACAGGCUCGACCUCCACGUCUUCACAGUCUUCAUCUUCAUCAUCUUCAGCCCCGGCAUCCGAAGGAUAUAUCGAACUCGUUACGGCCUACUACGACCCCAUUGGCGAUCAAGUGCCGUUAACAUUGACCCCAACCUUCACGCUUACUUACCCAGCAGACACUACUUCCACGACCAGCACCGGCACUGAAACCACUGACACCACUGGCACCCCGACCUCCACCGCUAAGACGUCCACCCCUACGACCUCAACGGCCUCGGAAACCUCUACAUCCUCCGCCAGCACCAGCACUCCAACCUCCACCUCCACCCCUUCAACUCCUACUACCGAUUCCACUUCCACUCCAACAACCAGCUCUCUGACCUCCAGUCUCCCUCCGAUCACGCACCUGGGCCACGGUCCAACCACACUCCCCCAUUUCACUCUGACCACCACCAGUCAGAUCACCACCCUGAAGCCCAUUAGUCCAGUGUUCCCGCUCCCGGAGAGCUCCAGCUUCAUCUACAGCUACAGCUAUUCUUCCGCACCGGGCGGGAUCUUUGCGCCGUUCUGA
Saxophila tyrrhenica is the source of this 1578-nucleotide messenger RNA. RefSeq lists its product as uncharacterized. The coding region runs from base 1 to 1578 and encodes 525 amino acids. The record is from RefSeq and is a predicted model, not a curated record. NCBI's taxonomy places the organism in Eukaryota, Fungi, Ascomycota, Dothideomycetes, Mycosphaerellales, Extremaceae. The transcript has 3 exons.